This is a messenger RNA of Aptenodytes forsteri (emperor penguin), 528 nucleotides long. RefSeq names its product homeobox protein not2. NCBI's taxonomy places the organism in Eukaryota, Metazoa, Chordata, Aves, Sphenisciformes, Spheniscidae. Bases 1 to 528 code for a protein of 175 amino acids. The transcript is spliced from 3 exons. The record is from RefSeq and is a predicted model, not a curated record. Gene Ontology annotation, biological process: neuron differentiation; central nervous system development; regulation of DNA-templated transcription. Gene Ontology annotation, molecular function: DNA binding; DNA-binding transcription factor activity, RNA polymerase II-specific.
AUGGGGGGCAAGCGAGUACCAACGGCCCUGGACCUCCUAGAUAAGAGCACCAAUGGGGACAUCUGGGUGCUCACCUGGGCAGCACCAGCUCCUGCUAACCCUAUUUUCGCCAUGUCUGCUCUGGGCUUGGGGCUGGAGAAAGAAGGGACCCAGGUGGAGGGUCUGGAGUUGUCUCACUGUGUAGGGGCCAACGCGCUGUGCCCUGCUGUGCCUUGGAGGUCCGGGGGGCCCUGCAAGAUGAAGAGGGUCCGCACCGUCUUCAAACCAGAGCAGCUGGAGCGGCUGGAGCAAGAGUUCCUCAAGCAGCAGUACAUGGUGGGCACGGAGCGAGUAGACCUGGCUGCAACUCUGCAUCUCACAGAGACUCAGGUGAAAGUCUGGUUCCAGAACCGGAGGAUCAAAUGGAGGAAGCAGAGCAUGGAGCAGAAGGCGGCAAAGCUGUCACAGUUCAGGGUGAUACAGCCUGCCACCGCGGACUCGACGGACAUCAAGGACCACGAGGAGGACACCGUGGACGUUGAGCUUUGA